Molecule: messenger RNA, 1616 nt
Organism: Spodoptera litura
Lineage: Eukaryota; Metazoa; Arthropoda; Insecta; Lepidoptera; Noctuidae
Product: formylglycine-generating enzyme
Biological process (GO): protein oxidation
Cellular component (GO): endoplasmic reticulum
Molecular function (GO): formylglycine-generating oxidase activity
Source: RefSeq, a predicted model, not a curated record
ACAAGUGACGGCUGACGAGAGUGACGAGUUGUCAGUAAUACUUGUUUUGGUAGUGAUUGUGACUGAAAUUUCAGAAAUUCAGAGGUUUGAGAACUUACUGGUGAAGUAACGUUGUUUUACUACGGUCGGUUACAAUUUAUUAAAAAAAAUACUAUACGUUUCUGAUGGAAUUGAUCUUGUUUGUGUUUGAAACUGUGUUUCGGAAUCAAUGCAAACUGCAAAGCUUUAAUAUUUAUGUAUAAAAAUACCUAAGUGUAUGAAUACGCAAGUAAUAACAAUGUUAUUUAUCUUUAUUUUAUGUAUUUUGCAACCAGUCUUAAUGUCCAAAGAAUCUGGAUGUGGCUGUAACCUUAAUCGUGGGAAAGAUGAAGGUGUCGAUAAAGCGAAUUUCAUUGAUUCUAAUGAAAUUGAACAAUGUCCUUUUGAGGAUGGAAACAAAGCUAGUAAGUAUCUCAUCUCUGAACAGAUGAAUACAUUCGAUGAGAUGAUAUUAGUGCCAGCCGGGGAAUAUCAAGUGGGCACAGAUGAUAUAGCAAUAGAAAGUGAUCAAGAAGGUCCGAAAAGAAUAGUGAAACUAGAAAGUUUUUACUUAGAUAAAUAUGAGGUUUCAAAUAAGAAUUAUGCUAAUUUUAUAAGUGAAACUAAUUAUAAGACUGAAGCUGAACAAUUUGGAGAUAGUUUUGUUUUCUCAGCAUUCCUGAAUAAUACAUUUAGAGAGCAAUUAAAGGAUUUCCGUGCUGUGCAAGCAAUGUGGUGGUAUAAAGUACUUGGUGCUGAUUGGAAGCAUCCACACGGGCCUGAUUCUGAUAUUCAAGAAAUAAUGGAUCAUCCAGUUAUUCAUGUAUCUUGGAAUGAUGCAAAAGCCUACUGUAAAUGGAAGGGUGCUCGGCUACCAACAGAGGCUGAAUGGGAGGCAGCAUGUCGAGGAGGCCAUCGUGACACCAAGUACCCUUGGGGAGACAAGCUGUUCCCUGACAGAAAGCACAUGGCUAACAUCUGGCAAGGGACUUUUCCCACGCAUAAUUCAGCCAAAGAUGGUUAUGUGGGCACUUGUCCAGUAGACAUGUUUCCUCCAAAUGACUUUGGACUAUACAACAUGGCUGGUAAUGUGUGGGAGUGGACUGAAGACUCAUGGGCUGGAAAAAAUCCGAAAGAAAAGGUAAAGAAGGGUGGUUCUUAUUUGUGCCACCUGUCCUACUGCUAUCGUUAUAGAUGCUCAUCACGAUCUCAUAAUACGGAGGACAGUUCUGCAGGAAACUUGGGAUUCCGAUGUGCUAAAUCGGCGUAAUCAUAAUAUAGUGUUCCUUUAUUAAAAGUGGCUACAAAAGGAGCAUACUCCAAUCCGCAAUGUUUUCAUUGGAGUUUCGACUUUAUGGUGAUAGGUACAAUAAAAUUGCAAAUCGAAUAAGGACUAUAGAUUGAAUAAAAUCAAAUAAGGAAUAAGUCAAAAUAUUACCGUUUAUUAUAUAUUAUGUUCCUAAUGCGUUAUUGAUAGAUUCUCCAAAAUGAAAGUUAGGCCAAUAACUAAGUCCUAGUGCACAAUCCCGUUAAGAUUUUUUUAAAUUACUUGAACAUGACAAAAAAAGAACAAAUAAAUUGCUUAAAAAAUUGUUAUA